AUGAAUGAUCUUCAUACGCUAGACACUCUGCCGCACUUGUUGGGGUUGAAAGGUGGGGGACCUGGUCUUGAAUGGAUAGAGCAGAGGUUCCAACAAGUUUUCAGCAGCAUCUCACCUCGACCCACUGGGUCCAAGUCAAACAGGGACAAGGAUGAGGAUGGACACUCUAAAAUUUUCAAGUCGGGUGUGAUUCCUCCAAGGGAGCUGUUUGACAAGAAGUUUGAAUCUUAUGUUGAAGGUGCUAGCACACCUUCAUGGGCAAUGAAAAAUAAGUUCUUGUCGAACGUGAUGGGCAAGAAUGAGACGGGACAGCAAUCUCAAGCACCAGCUCAAGGAUUAAAAACGAUGAACAAGGAAUGUGUGUCUCCUGAGACGGAGAGCAUAUCUUCGUUGGAAUCAGCCUUCCAACAUCAGCCUCAAGGCGACUUGAGUUUCAUUCCCACAUCGUGCGAUACACAGAAUGUGGUCUCUCAUGUGCUGCCUAAACUUGAAGACUCUGUGUCGACCAAUAUUGAUCUCGGACCAAGUUUGGGCGUGGAAUCAUUGAUGCUUGAGAACUCCAUAAAGGGUGAGAAUUCUCUGAAACCACGCAUCGAAAUUCCUGGACUUGCUGCAUGUGUCAGGGAGCCAUGCAUUGCCGAAAGAAUGUUGUCAUAUGCUCUCGAUCGCUUCCCUACAAGUCCUGAUAUUAAUUGCAUUUAUGCAGAUUUUCACUAUUUUGUGAAGGAAAAUAGCGAUUUCGCGAUAGAAUUGUACAGGAAAGGGCUGCACCGUUCUCCAGAUCACUUACCCAGCGUCAGUGGACUGGCAAUAGCCAUUGCUGAAUCAAUGUGCAACAAGCUUCAAAUCAAAGCAAAUGAAUUCACAAAUGCAUCUUCCUAUGAGGAGUUGAAAUUUAUUUGUGAAACUUGGUUGUGCUAUCAGACCGAUGAUGCUUCUUCCAUGUAUGCAUACAGUAUGUGGCUUCAGUAUGAAUAUUCUGAUAUUUCAACUUCGGAAAAGGUUUUGAGGAGGGUGAUUGAGUUGUGUCACGACGAGGAGCACAAUAUGCAUCCUCACUCUAUCUGUGAAAGUACGAGAGAGUGGAUUCUUUGUCGAGAAUCGAAAUGGGUUCUUGUACGAGCAUUAUGCGAUCUCGCUGUUCUCGUCAAUUCCACAGCUCAUGAUCUUUCUCAAGCAGAAACAUUGAUCAGGGAUGCCCUUUUGAUAGAUUCGAAUCACUCAAAAGCCCAUUACCUGUUGGGUUGUUUGCUGCAAUACGAUGUAUCUAGGAGCGAAGAAAGUGAGAGGUCCUUCAGAAAUGCCAUCCAAAUUUGUCCGACCAAUCAUAGAGCUUUGUGCAAUUUGGCAAAUCUGGUUUAUAGGUGGAAAGGUGAUCAAUAUGAGGCGGAGCGACUCUUUUUAUCGGCUCUUCGGCUUGAUCCUGAAGAUUCUGAAUCAUUACAAUCUUAUGCAAUUUUAUUGGAUCAAGGAAUUGGCGACUACAAGGGUGCGAUGGAAAUGUGUGAACGAGCGCUUGCCAUUGAUCCGUUUCAUGUACCGACCUUGGCGUGCUAUGCAAGAAUAUUGCAAGAUGAAAUGCAGGAUCAUGCCCGAGCUGAAAAUAUCUAUAAGCAGAUUUUAAGUGUCGACCUUCAAUGUGUCGAUGUAUUGUACAAUUAUGGAAGGCUCUUGUUGGAGGUCAAAGGAGACUGGCCAGCAGCAGAGCGCAUGUACAGAAGAGCGUUGCAGGCCAAUCCAAGGCAUAUUCCUACCCUCUGCAAUCUCGGACUUCUCCUGGAAGAGUAUCACAGAGAUUUUGAGGGCGCAGAGUUUCACUACAAGACUGCGCUUGAAGUGGAUGCGAAUGAUCAAGCUGCUCUCUACAACUAUGGAGUUCUGUUGCAAAAUGUCAAGUGUGACUAUGAUGCAGCAGAAGAAAUUUACAAACGUUUGUUACGUUUGGAACCCCAGGACAAACAAACUCUUCAUGUUUAUGCAAACCUUCUCUUUGAUGUCAAGAAGAACAUUCCAGAAGCCGAAGAGUUGUACACACGAGCGAUCAAAAUAAAUGAUACAGAUCCAGCUUUAUUAUGCGACUAUGGUAGACUACUACAUUCUGUUGGCAGAAACCUUGAGGCUGAAGAAAAAUACCGCAGGGUUUUGAGGAUGGAUGAGAAUCAUGAAAUUGCUCUGAGAAAUUAUGCUUCGCUCCUUCAUGAUGAUCUGCAAAACUAUGAUCAAGCCGAACUCCUUUACAAGAAAAUUCUUUCGAAUAGUCCCUCCACUACAUCGAAGGCUUCAGCUUUCUGUAAUCUGGCCAGGCUACUUCAAGAUGUAAGGCGAGAUUACGACUCGGCUGAAUCUCUGUACCUGCAAGCGAUAAAGUACGGAGUCAUGGAUUUCCGAUCAAUGCAUUCGUAUGCAGUCCUCCUAGAUGACAUCCGAGGCCGAUAUUCUGAAGCGACAAUCUUUUACAGAAAGAUGAUGAGGCAUAACCCUGAAGUCGGAGCCCGCGAACUGUAUGCAAUUGCCAGAAAGAAGAAAGAAACAGGAGAUAUUCAGACUGCCAUUGAAGUCCUGAGUUUCAUCUUAGAGGAAAAAUCGUUCUUUGAGAACUCUCAAAUUCUUCAAGAGAUUGCAAAUCUGACACUUCUCCGACAUGAUUACAAAGAUGCUUCUCAAUUCUACGUCCGUUCAAUGCGAAAGGACCCAAGUGCGGUUGCAAGUGUAUCUCGAGUUGCGCUUGAUUUUCAGAAUCAAAAGAACCACCUUGCUGCAUUGGAGUUGUACAAAGGAAUAUUAGAAGUUAAACAGGACGAUAGCCUUGUAUGCUUGAGAUUGGGACAAGUUUUGUUUGCUCUUCAUGAAGAAGGUAGAGUUCCGGCAGAUUCUUCUCAUCUGGAAUAUACGAAUUUCUUGCGACGAGCCUUAGAAUUGGAUCCCAACUUGUGUGACCAUGUUUAUAUCUUGGGUGUAAAGCUUGAAGCGAAAGAAGAUUUUUUGCAAGCAGUUGCUCUGUACAGAAUGAAUGCAAUUGCUUCGGAGUAUGCUCACUCAAAAUCUCUCGUUCAAGCUGCUAUGAUCCUUCAUCACAAACUGCAUAGCAAUGAAGAAGCUGGGUUCAUGUAUGAGAAGGCAGUCAUGUCUGGAGUGCAAGAAUCAAAGUUCUUCUUGUCAUAUGGAAAAUACAACGAAAAGUUUGCGAUGAACAACACCCUUGCGAUGGAAUGCUACCGUGCGGCAGAACUGAUUGAACCAACAAAUAUUGAUACUCUGAUAUCUAUUGCAAGAAUGGCUACACAAACGCACCCUUAUGUCUCCCGUGAAUACAUUUCGAGGGCUAUUGUACUUUACAGUGAUGAGCGUCUAUUGGAGACUGGAAGCGAAUUCCACAUGGACUCGUUUCUGGCACAACUCCUCAUUGAACUUUCGAGAGUUUCCAAAAUUUUGGGUGAUAUCGAUCAUGCCGAGGAAAUCUUGCUGCAAGUGCUUGAUGCGUACCCUUUGCACACAGAAGCCAUGACUGAGAUGGCCUUACUCCUAAGAGAAAUGGGUCAAGAUGCACACCUUCAGGAAAUCCUUGUGUCUCGACUGGUUGAGUUGAAUGUAAAUAACUCUGCAGUGUGGUGCUUACACGGGAAGCUUUUGAUGAACAAAGCUGUCUCCGAAAACAGUACACAAAAUGGAAUACGUGAUGCGCUCUGCGCAUUCAAUCAAGCUUUGGAUCUGAAACCCAAUGACGUUGAUGCUCUUUUUGAAGUUGCAGCGUUGUCCGCAUGGGAAGGAAAUCAUGAAAAGGCAGUUACUUUAUUGGAAAGAAUACUGGUUGAAGAUCCUCUACAACAUAAGGCAAUGGUAGCUUACACUUCAAUGGUGACAGAAAAUCAUUGUGAACAUGCCGCUUCAAUAAUCCAAGAAGCUCUGAAAAGGGACCGGCAGAACUAUGACGCAAGGAAACUAAGUGCAAAGAUUCUUCUUUUGCAGGGGAGACUUUUGCCAGCUUUCAUUGAGGUUCAAGGUUUGAUGACAGACAAACCAAGUGAUAUUGAGGUGGUGAACUUCUUCAAAGCCAUUCAGAUCGAUUUUGCAAGAAUUUUCUUGGCAGUGAAAGACUGUUUUAUGAAGUUGUGCCUGCAGUAUUGCUGCUGUCAAAUCCUCUUCAUGCAGCAUUCCUUUGAGCCUCCGCAUGAUGGAUUUUUGUCGUUGGACUUGCAGGUGGAAGAUUCUACUAUGGCAUUUGUCAAUGCUCAGGAGAGCCCGUGGAGGUUAAAGCAGAAGAAUGACAUAUCCUUCAUCCAGAGCUCCAUGUUGGAAAGAAAUGCCGACAGUUAUCAUUCCAGUCAGAUAAAAAAUUCUAGAAACGGAACGGGCUCGCACACUUCUCCGUGUCUGUUGCAAAUCAAUGCGAUGGAGGGCUUUGAAGAACCUGCGUUGUUCGAUUUGAACACGCCGUGUGACCUGAAGUCUCGGCCGUUCAUCGUUGCCACACCUGUUGAUGUUGACAGGGGCUUGCCAGAAGAUGAAAAGUUACAGGAAUGGCAGUCAGCACAAUCUGAUGCUUCUGUUGGCCAGGAUUUGCAGGAUGAAACAGUACCAGCAGACAUGGUAGAUGAACACUUGACACCAACACUUGGAGCCGAAAUAGAUUCUGAUCAAGCUUUCAAUUCUGAGAAAGAUGAAUCUGCUACCAGAAAUAGUGACUCUAUGUGGAAGGAAUCAGAAGGGCAACAAGAUCUCAUCGCAUCGUAUAACCAUGGAGGCUCAGAAAACACAAUGAAAACCGACGAAACCACCCAGGCAAUGUUUUCAGAUGACGAUUUCCAAACCAUUUUGUGCUCCGACACCAUCUCUUGCGCUGUCUCAUCUCAGAAUGUCCAUCCCGCAACUCAACCGGACAAAGCAGAUGCUUAUGGGGAUUCGUCCAUCGAAACUCUGCACGUGGACAACGUGAAUGCAGAGAACUCGUUCAAACCUGCUUCGUCUCACAAGAGCCCCAUAACGAUUCGCUGCAUUCAAAAUGGAUUCAUUGAUGAAUUUCGUAAGCCAAGAAUGAAGGAGAAUCCGACAUCAAACACGUAUUCCUUCUCAUCUGAGAGCUUCGGAUCACACUCUAGGCUGUCGGGUGAAACAGAUUCCCCCUCUGAUAGUAAUUCUGAUGAUGGAGGGUCGAUGUCUGUGUAUGAUGCUGACCAGGUCAUGCCCCUAAGUAAGAGUCCCUCGGUCGCACCUGAAACUCCAAGAUGGAAACUUGUUGCGCAGCAAAAGGCGUUUGAACGAGAGCAAAAGCGAAGUGAAGAGAAGGAGCUUUCUCCAGAAUUGGACGGCAUUUCCACUUUAUUUCAAUCACCACCAACUUGGAGUGCUAGACAAUUCACAGAGAUCACCGUUGCGAAAGCAGCGCAUGGCAGCAGAUCAAGUGCAAAGAAAUCAAGGUUAAUAUCCCCUCGAAGACCUCGCCCUGUAACUGCAUCCUUCGUCUCAACUCCUUUGAUCAAAGAUCACAACCAGAAUGGUUUUGUGAAUCGAAUUCCUGCGAGCUGGAAGGCUGAAACUGCGCAGACCGAAGAGUUUUCACCUUCGGGAACUCAAGUGCAAGAUGUUCCAAUGAAACAUUUGCAAAUCAUGGAUUCAAUGUUCACAGCAUUGAGAGGAGUUGCUUUCCGUUCCAGGACUAGCAGAGCGGAGAAGUUCAAGAUCUACGACUCCACGAAUAGAGUCGUGGGGGUUGGGUGCAAGUGA
Messenger RNA from Guillardia theta CCMP2712, 5721 nucleotides. RefSeq lists its product as hypothetical. Gene Ontology annotation, biological process: RNA processing. The transcript is spliced from 2 exons. Gene Ontology annotation, molecular function: protein binding. Bases 1 to 5721 code for a protein of 1906 amino acids. The record is from RefSeq and is a predicted model, not a curated record. NCBI's taxonomy places the organism in Eukaryota, Cryptophyceae, Pyrenomonadales, Geminigeraceae.